CCGGAUGCUCCCAGACAGAAAAUGGCGGAUAUUGAGGAGUUACGGGUAGGCGAAAGUGAUAUGAGAGCUGGCCGCUGCCUUGCACUUGUCGGAGUUUUUAAAAAAAAGUUUUUAUGCUAGGCUUUAGAUGUUAUCGUUUUAUUUCUUUAAAAAAACAAACAAGCAUGUCGUUUUGCAUCGUUUUGUAGUUUAAACAGCGUCAUGUUUUCUCCCAGUCGUAGGCCAGAGAGUCGACACUCUGAAGCCCGGACCUGUUCUAAUCUGCUAGCACUAGCCGUCUAGCCUGCUAGCUUCCAGCUGCUUCGCUAGCUAUCAAGAAUAUGAUAUCAGGUUUCCGCGUCUCGGAGCUCCAGGUACUGCUAGGUUUCGCUGGAAGGAACAAGAGUGGUCGCAAGAAUGAACUUCUGCUGAGGGCUUUGUAUUUGCUGAAGAGUGACUGUAGCCCUGCCGUGAGCCUCAAAAUCAAAGACCUCUAUCGCCGGAGAUACCCGAGGACAUUAGACACGCUGGCAGAAUUGUCUUCUCUAAAGUCAAGCAUAAAGUCGUACCUAGAGUCUGAAGAAAGAUCUACACUUGAGAGUCUGGACUUUUGUCUUAGUGCAAGUCCAUCAGACUCUGUUCAUCAGCACCUGGUACCUUUUGAAUCAACUGUGUUUCAUGACUCAAAGCCAAGAAUGAACAUGCAGCAGCCAACACCGCUCAUGCCUCCCGUCCACCCGGACGUCCAGAUGAAGUCCCUUCCGUUUUAUGACGUGUUGGAUGUUUUGAUCAAACCGUCAAGUUUAGGGGCAAGUACUAUUCAAAGAUUUCAUCAAGAAAAAUACUUUAUCUUUGCCUUGACCCCACAGCAAGUGCGAGAAGUUUGCAUUUCACGGGAUUUUCUUCCUGGUGGCAGAAGAGAUUAUAUGGUUCAAAUACAACUCCGGUUCUGCCUUUCAGAGACCAGCUGCCCCCAAGAGGACAACUAUCCCAAUAGUCUUUGCAUCAAAGUCAAUGGGAAGCUUUUUCCUCUCCCAGGCUAUGCACCACCUCCUAAGAAUGGUGUAGAGCAGAAGAGACCAGGCAGACCCUUGAACAUCACCUCUCUCGUCAGAUUAUCUUCUGCUGUUCCCAAUCAGAUAUCGAUCACGUGGGCACCUGAAAUCGGAAAAACAUACUCCAUGUCCGUGUAUUUGGUACGGCAGCUGACAUCACCGCUGUUACUACAGAGAUUAAGAAUGAAAGGAAUCAGAAACCCUGACCACUCAAGAGCACUCAUAAAAGAAAAGCUUACAGCAGACCCUGACAGUGAAAUAGCCACAACCAGCUUGCGAGUCUCACUUAUGUGCCCACUUGGGAAAAUGCGGCUAACGGUGCCCUGUCGAGCAGUGACAUGCUCUCACCUCCAGUGCUUCGAUGCUGCAUUAUACCUACAGAUGAAUGAGAAGAAGCCCACCUGGAUCUGCCCUGUGUGUGACAAGAAAGCUGCAUAUGAGAGUUUGAUCAUAGAUGGGCUUUUUAUGGAAAUAUUGAAUGACUGCACAGAUGUGGAUGAAAUCAAGUUUCAAGAGGAUGGAACAUGGUGCCCCAUGAGACCGAAGAAGGAGACAUUGAAAGUGUCAUCUCCAUGUUCACCCAAAAUUGAGUGCACUGCCCCUGUGCGUCAGAGUGCAGUUGUUCCCCACUCAGAACCCAGCAGUACGAAAAAGGCUGAUGUGAUUGACCUGACACUUGAAAGCUCAUCGGAUGAAGAAGCAGAGCCGGACCCUCCAGUGAAAAAGCGCUGUCUUUACAUGUCCAAAUCUGAGGAUAUACAUAGUAGCAAAGGUGUUUUGACCUAUCAGCCAUCAACGGUUCGGGUGCCGAAUGUCCAACCGCUGGACACUUCAUACUUGACUUCCUCCAUUGCAGACUAUGCAGUUCCAUUCCACCAUACAGCACUGUCCACAAUUCCCACAGAUAUUCAAGGUCUUGACUUAUUUUCAUUACUUCAAGCAGAUUCUCAGCAUUACCGGACCCCUGUGUUCUUGGAGAAUUUGUCGAGCAGCAUUCAGACUAGCGCCAGUAGCUCUAGCCUUAUGGCUUCAUCUGUCCAGUAUGAUUCAACGUCGCAUCGAGGAAGCUCCAGCCAUGAAACGGGGGUUAUCACAGGAGGUUCCUCGACUCUUUCAGACAUUAUCUCACUUGAUUAAGUCCUAAUUUCAAUCUACCAAGUCAUCAGACAAACUGCCACGGAUUUUGCUUCAGAAAAAAAACUCAGACAUUAAUUGCAGUUUAAUAUUAUUUACUAAUAUAGUAGAUGAUAUGCACACGAAUGACGAGGUUGGUUGCAGCUAUUGGUUUUCCUUUUCUGAGCAAUUCAUUCAACCAUGAGUGAAACUUAUUGCCUUCUUGCCUGGGAGAACUCAAGAGACAAAGCAUUAAGCGGAGGCACUAGGAACUUUAGACACAUUGUGACUCGUGGACCUGCGUGCAUUUGUAUGUGAAACUUUUUGUUGUUUUUUUUUUUUUACUAUUUAAACCACAUAUUUUUGAAUAAUCACCUCAAAACCUCAACAAUGACCUUAUAUUUGAAAAAACAUCAGGAGUGUACAUAAUUUGUUUUGUAUCGAGUGGCAUAACAUCAAUUUCUGUCUAAACAAUACCCGUUUUAUUGCAUAUUGUUUGGGUCACAAUAUUUUGCUGCAGUUCGUAGCUGCAUUUUUAGAUCCAUUUCAUUUGGGCCAUAAUCAAGCCAUGAUGCAAUGACAUCUUUUUAUAUGGGUUUUUUUUUCAUUCUCCUCUUUAACAUUUGCAUAAAAAAAAAAAAAAGGUGCUGCAGAUGCUGGUUUCACAGCCAUGCUUAAACCUGAAAUUCAGCCUAGUGAAAACAGGCUCAUGGAUCACGGAGGUACACUAUGAAACUGGCUUUCUGGUUGGUUAAACUCUGACAUUUCCCAUCAAAUUUCAAAUUGUUGUCCAACUUGGUGUUGUUGAUUUCAGAUUUUCUGAAUCCUUAUUUCAUUAAGAUGUUUUGGGCUUGUUCUGAGGUGUACCCCAACAUUAAAGGGCUAACAGCCCAGGACUCGAUUAAAAGAGCAGUUUAUGGCACCAGCUCUAAUGUAGUAGCCUGUUGUGGUUUUGUGUGCCACUUUUAAUUCACUUGGAUUUUAAUAUAUAAUUCAAUUUUUUAUAAUAGUUACCUGUCACUUUCAUAGAGAAUAAGAACAACUAUUGUCAGAUCCCAUAUCUUCUAACGAAUGAAAUUAUGUAUGCUUUCAACUAUGAAAUAAAGCACAUGAUCACUUUUUUCCAGGGCACAGCAUUGUGGCUUGACCAAAAUGCUAAACUUUAGUCAAUGAAGCGAUAAAGGUGCCAAUUUUAACAUAAGGAAAGGGGCAAAAAUUUUUUAAUAGUGCAUCUGUUUUAUGAAAGAUAUUUUACACGAUUAAAUGUUUCACUCGUUGAUUUGUAGCUUUGAAAAACUUGAGCACACUGAACUUGCUUGUAUGUGCUGUAGAUGUGGAUCUCCACCAAAACAUCAAAUGUAACAUUUCACUGCCUUCAAACAGUCGGGAUUUUUUUUUCUCUCCUACAUAAUACAGAGACCUGUAAAAAUAUGGUCACCAGUGAAUCACCAAACUGUAAAAUCUCAUAUAAACUGUACAAUAAGCACAACUGUAGCAAGUUAUUUUCUUGCUUGGGUUCAUGUGUUUAAUAUUUUCUUCCCUUUUAAAUGCCAAUAAGCUUCUGAGUAUAAGGCAGUUCCAUCUUUGCUAUUUUCCAUCAUAAUUCUCGCAGAUCAAGAAUUUGAAUCUUAGUCCAGUGGAUUUAAAAGCAGUGAAUCUACUAGAAAACGUGGGAAAAUGCCACUUGAACAUCUCAACUAAUAAAUCUUAGUUUAGAAUAAAAGACCUUAUUAUAGAAAUUUAUAGGUUUAUCAAUUAAUCUUCAGUUUACUGCUGUCCAAAACAACAUUCUGCCCUGUAAGCCAUAUAUUAAUUUUUACAGUUUCAUUUAAAGGUUUAGCUUUGCUAUCACAGGCUUUUUUUUAUUUAACAUUUUUGGUACUUUAUUCACAUUUGUUCCAGAUUUGCGCCUUUGUAAUUAUUUAAAUGAUUGCUUACAUCGUUAUUGUAUUAGACAUUAUAGUAACUGAUACUAUUACUUGUGAAACAAGUCUUGUAAAUCUUGGAUGGUGUGGCUUAAGAGGAACAGAUGGGUGAAAAUCCAUAUAGUUAUUUAUAUGUAUUGAUUUCAAAUGAUUGUACUCCAAAUGCUUAUUUUGGACCCAAAUUGUGCCAUUUAAACAUAUGCAGCAAAAAGGCAGUAAAUGAUGUCUAUGAUGUCUAUCUGAA
This is a messenger RNA of Silurus meridionalis, 4316 nucleotides long. It is a transcript of the gene pias2, whose product is annotated as protein inhibitor of activated STAT, 2. Lineage: Eukaryota; Metazoa; Chordata; Actinopteri; Siluriformes; Siluridae. The transcript has 14 exons. Gene Ontology annotation, biological process: regulation of transcription by RNA polymerase II; protein sumoylation. Bases 321 to 2171 code for a protein of 616 amino acids. Gene Ontology annotation, molecular function: zinc ion binding; transcription coregulator activity; SUMO ligase activity. The record is from RefSeq and is a predicted model, not a curated record.